AUGUCGUGCUUGGGACGAAUGAACUGUACAAUUGGAAUACCGUCAGUAGCAGCAGUGACCGUGAUGGCAGUGAAACGACCACUACCUGAUCCAUCCGAUUAUUACUUUAACCCGUACGCGUUCUCAUCCCGCGCUGAUCUCCCACAGCAUUCAGGUCGUAACAAACUGUUGGAGUAUUGGGAAAAGAAUGUGAUUUUGGCAAUCAAGACCUAUGUAUCAGGAUCUUUGAAAAGCUACGAAAUGGACUACUUCUUUGCUCAGCUACGAGAGCCAUUACGAAAAAGCAACGCGGCGGCAGCACUUAAGAUUGCCUGUACACUAUGUGACGGGCAUGUACCUUCGGGUUGCCACUACCCGGAUCCGGACACGGAUUGGUCUGCAUUGCAAAUCGAUGAUAUUGAAGUUAGUCGUCGCUACUUGAUUGCUUCAGAUAAUGUAGAUGUUGCAGACUGGCCACAAAAUAUGGUUUGGACUUUGCGUCGCUCGGGGGCAGUUCGACUGGUCAAUCCGUCGGGCAUGGUUUUGCUUCAAGUGGCAAACCCUGUGACAGCAGCGUCUGAGUACUGGUGGUACCAGAUUGAUAAUCUGCGCUCAAUAUCGUCGGUAGCUUCUACUUCCGAGCAAUCAGUCAUUGGCUUCGAGGGCAGCAGAUUGCGACUGAAGGCGGUAAACCAGCAACUUACUUACACUAUAGCUCUAGAGAGCGUUUUUGACCUUCUUCAAGUUGCCCCUGAUCAUGCUAUGAGAAUAUCAAUCGAGACCAAGAAAAGAAGUCUAGCAAGGACGAGCUCUUCGCCUUUUUCAAUGCCGUCGUCAGCAUCAAUGUCGCAUAUGCCAACGUCUGCAGUACAGCUCGUUCCACCGCUGGCCAGAGAUUUGGAGAUUUGCUAUGGUCUAGCAGAUCUACUCAGACUAGCUGCAGCUGCUAGUCUUGGCCUCCUCUACUUCACCAUCGAUGGGUAUAUCAGCUUGCUGCAACCUACGCAACCAAAACUGCAACAACCCGAGGUAGUAUCAGCAUGCUCGAUGCGGAAGCAUCGGUUUUUGCUGAUCGAGGCACUACUGAAUGAGGUCAAGUCUAGUCUCACUUUGUCAAGCUCCUUCUUGCGGAGUCGAUCGUUUACGGUGACGAGCGAUAGUCCUCCACAGACAUUAGCUCUUGUACACGUUCCCGACGCGACGUGCAUUGUGUUGUCUUUUGCUGUGCAUCCAGUUCUUAUGGAUCUCCCUGCAGGCAGCUGUCUGGAGUUUUUUCGUGAUGAGCGGUGUACUGAUCGCUUGUUUGGAUAUUUUGGAGACAAGAAUGGACUUCAUUAUCUUCCACCACUAGUUAUUCCAGGUGAUCGAUGCUACGAUCGAAUGUCACAGGGCACGUAUGCUCGAUACAAGUUUCUAGUGGACGCGUUUUCAGCUGACUUCGGGCUGGCGCUCUGGUUGUGUGAAGAAAUUUACCAGAAGUUGUUAUAUGUUCACCUUUCUCACUACGAGGUGGAAACGGUGCUCACUACAGCCCUGGACGCGUUGGCAGACUACCUUGUUCUCACUUGUGACUGCAUGCCGUUUAAUGGCAAGAGUGCCAUUCACCAAAUCACGGGGAAACUGAUUAAUUUUGCGAUGAGCAAGGGCGUCAUGCACUCUGUGCCGAUUUCAAAACUGUCGGGGCUUGCGAAAGAGCUAAUUUGUCGUUUCUCGGUUUUAGUGCAUUUGGCUUUGGAGGAAUGCGGUGAAGCGGAUGAUCAAAACGUGUAUUCUGCGGCUGCGGUUACUCGGUGUGGUAUCAUUUCCAAUGUUCUCUACUUGCCAGUGGAUAAUGAGGGACAAACAAAGGGCUAUGCCUUUAUUGAUAUUGGUCGCGCUGAUGUCAUCGCCAACCUGCUUGCUCGAAUUUCUGAAGAUGCGUUUGAGUUUGAUGGCGGGACUCCUUCAGAGGAAAAAUCAAAACUGCUUGCUGAUAUCGAAGCGUUGUGUCCAAGCCAUGUAAGUGUCACGAAUGCACGAGAAUAUUCACUGCUUUCGUCGCUGGAAACGCGUGACCUCCGGCUUCGGUUUGCUGUGCUCCAGUCACUUAAUAAGUUGCUGAUCUCAACACUGCCACUCGUCAACCUUCGUCCGUGGACUGACCCAAGUUCACUACGUAGCCGUAUCGUAUCGAUACGCCAACUAAUUUUUCCUGGCGUAAAGAUUCGCUUUUUCGCACAGACGCAAGAUAAUACAGCUAUAGCGCACUCGGCUUUUGUGGACGCAACUGCAAAGCGGCCAGUGGUGACAAUUGACCGACGAAAAAUUGUCAGCAAGCGUAGAAGUACUAACUCUAGCUCUGACGAAGCAGCAGCUCUGGUGACGGCUCUGCACGACCCGAAACGCUCGCUUUUUGCCUCAACAAUGAAUCAGUUGAGCACUAUUUCGCCGUCUUUGUUGCGCGCCAAGCGACCCACGGGUGCAAGUGAUCCAUUUGUAUCAUUCGUCGUCAUAUUUGCAAGCGAAAAUGUGGUGGGUGAGGGAGUCCCUUACCGCCAGCUCUUUAACAAUAUUUCAAAUGAGCUGUUAGCCGACGGCAACCCACUAUUCAUUCCCACACAGAACAACGUGAUGAAGACGGGAGGAUACCGCGAGCGCUUCAUGCCUAAACCAAGCAGCACGUCCAGGGGUUGCUGCAAAUGUUUGAGUUUGUCGGAAUUUCUUGAGGACUUAGCUGCUUCCGAUAUUGGCGACUCCAGUGAGGCACUAUACGACUCUUUUACCACAACUCUCAGCGAUGGUACUGUUGUUGAGCUCAAGAGUGGGGGGCGGCAUAUUCCGGUGCAGAAGACGAAUAUAAUGGAAUAUAUUGGACUCGUCAAAGCAACUCGCUUACAGGAAUGCAAGCCCCAGGUCGAUGCCAUGUUACGCGGCUUUGGCAAGAUUGUACCUGUCCAGUUGUUACAACUAUGCGUUUGGUCGGAAUUGCAGCAAUGGGCGAGCGGCAGCCUUGAAAUUGACAUCGAGCUGUUGAAGCGCCAUACGCGAUAUACGUCUGGAAUGAGCCCAGAAAAUUUCCCCCAUAUGGAGAUGUUUUGGAAAGUGCUUGCGGGCUUCAGCGAGGAAAAUAAGCGCCGUAUUACUCGCCUGGGGCCAAGAUACCCUUCCCGUUGA
Peronospora belbahrii is the source of this 3132-nucleotide messenger RNA. Lineage: Eukaryota; Oomycota; Peronosporomycetes; Peronosporales; Peronosporaceae. The record is from the annotation of a GenBank genome assembly.